Chenopodium quinoa (quinoa) is the source of this 1839-nucleotide messenger RNA. Its product is annotated as probable pinoresinol-lariciresinol reductase 3. Lineage: Eukaryota; Viridiplantae; Streptophyta; Magnoliopsida; Caryophyllales; Amaranthaceae. Gene Ontology annotation, molecular function: oxidoreductase activity. Bases 390 to 1310 code for a protein of 306 amino acids. The record is from RefSeq and is a predicted model, not a curated record. The transcript has 5 exons.
AUAGAUAUGAGCUCCAAUUUAGAACAUGUGCUCGAUAAAAUACGAGCAGAACACAUGUAACAUAUUUACAACGAGCAUCAUACAUGUAGCAUGUGGGUUUAAAGAUUACUUCAUUAGUUCAUUGUACAUUUCCCCUAUGCCUUCCCCAACGUCCGGUAUGGAAAGAACGGAUUUGAGCAAGUCAAAAAACACCUUUUUAGUUAAAAAAAAAAAAAAAACAACUUUUACGGGUUUGGACGAUAUUUGAUGUUAAAGCCCGGCCUGAAUUUUGAUAACUCUACAGAAGCCUCAACCUCAAACGCCCAUAAUUUUUUUUAAUAAAAUACAUCGAAAAACUUAAGAAAAAAAAAAAAGGCAAAAAGUGUGAUGAAAUCUCCGGUAACCGGAAAAUGGAGAAAAGCCGAAUAUUAAUAAUUGGAGCAACCGGAAAAUUGGGUUAUCACAUCGCACAAGCUAGUAUUGAUGCAUCCCACCCUACAUUUGCUCUUAUCAGAGAAACAGCAUUUUCCGACCCUCUUAAAUCUCAGAAGCUCCACAUUCUUUCAGAUGCUGGUGCCCUUCUUUUAAAGGGUUGUUUGGAAGAUGAGGAGAGUUUACUUGAAGCAGUGAAAAAAGUGGAUGUUGUAAUUUGUGCUAUUCCAUCUAAGCAAGUUCUUGCUCAGAAGAGUUUGAUUCGUGCUAUUAGACUUGCUGGUUGUAUAAAGAGAUUCAUUCCUUCGGAAUUUGGAUCAGAUCCAGACAUGGUGCAAAUAUCUGGCAUGGACCACAAUUUUUAUUCAAGAAAAGCUGAAAUAAGGCGGCUUGUGGAAGCUGAAGAGAUUCCAUACACAUACAUCUGUUGCAACUUCUUCAUGAGCUAUUUACUCCCGUCUUUGGUUCAACCUGGGAUUAAAGCUCUUUCAAGGGACAAAGUUACAAUCUUUGGAGAUGGAAAUGUCAAAGGUGUGUUCGUGAAAGAAAUUGAUGUUGCUGCCUUCACAAUUAGUGCAGUGGAUGAUCCACGUACCUUGAAUAAGGCGAUGUAUUUGAGACCACAAGGUAACGUUUACUUCGUGAACGAACUGGUCGAUGUUUGGGAAAGGAAGAUUGGGAAAGAAUUAGAGAAAGCAUAUGUUUCAGAAGAAGAGCUCCUUACCAAAAUCAAAGAAACCCAAUAUCCUAACAACAUGGAGCUUAUCUUCAUAUACUCUGCUUUUGUGAAGGGGGAUCAGACGUACUUUGAUAUCGAGGCAUCUGGUGGCGUGGAAGGAACUAAGUUAUACCCUCACCUUUACACUACAAUAAGCCAGUAUUUGGACACCCUUCUGUGAAACUUAGUGUAUAUCAAUUAUACUGGUUAUUUUAAGGUUGAGCAUUACCGUAUCAUAUAGGUAGAAUUUGGAGGCCCAGUGACGAAUUGAGUUACUGUAACAGUACGUUGAAAAUGAUACUCAUGCCUUUGCCUAAACACUUAACAGUUGUCGUCAAGGCUUCCUGAUACUCUUUUUUUUUUUCUUCUUCUUCCUUACAUGCACCCAUACGGAGAAUAUUUUAGAAUGUGGAUUGGUGACCGUGCAGUUAUAUAAAAAUGUACAUGUGAUAAAUUGAAUUUGGAGUUAUAUUAAAAGGUACAUGAGACUAAUUGAACCUGGGUGUGACCGUCAGAUGUACCUUGAACUAGUAGGUUCACACCUCUGUGGGUAAUAGACAACCGUUUUUAGAAAUAUUUUGGAGGAAAAGAGGUUAAAUUUUGUGAAACUAAUCAGGUCCUAGUUUUAAUAUAAUACUAUAAUAAUAAAAAUAAAUAAAUAAAUAAAAAUAAAAAUAAAUAAAUUGGAAGCCAUAUUUUAAUUUAAUUUG